This is a messenger RNA of Argentina anserina (silverweed cinquefoil), 1636 nucleotides long. RefSeq names its product protein POLLENLESS 3-LIKE 2. Gene Ontology annotation, molecular function: protein binding. The coding region runs from base 94 to 1566 and encodes 490 amino acids. NCBI's taxonomy places the organism in Eukaryota, Viridiplantae, Streptophyta, Magnoliopsida, Rosales, Rosaceae. The transcript is spliced from 4 exons. The record is from RefSeq and is a predicted model, not a curated record.
UCUCCUCCCCUCCUUCAACUUCUUCUGAGCCCUCCCAAUUGCGUACUGUCUGUCCUUGUUCAUCUUUUGAUCAAAUCGAUUUUGGAUUCGAAGAUGAUGCAAGAUAUGUGGAAUGCUCCACCGGGUUUCAGACCCACCAAAUCUGCUCCUUCCUCUCCGGCCAAGCCUCUCGGAAUUUCGAGGACUCGGUCCGAGUCGUUCCACAUCACUCACAAGGUGCCAGUGGGUGAUUCCCCUUAUGUCAGAGCCAAGAAUGUUCAACUAGUGGAUAAGGAUCCAGAGAGGGCUAUUCCUCUGUUCUGGGCUGCCAUUAAUUCCGGGGACAGAGUUGACAGUGCUCUCAAGGACAUGGCUAUUGUGAUGAAGCAACAGAAUAGGGCUGAGGAAGCCAUUGAGGCUAUCAAGUCUUUGAGACAUCGGUGUUCGGAUCAAGCACAGGAGUCACUUGAUAACAUUCUAUUGGAUCUUUACAAGAGAUGUGGUAGAUUGGAUGAUCAAAUAGGACUAUUGAGGCACAAGUUGUUCUUGAUUCAACAAGGAAUGGCUUUCAAUGGAAAACGAACCAAAACUGCUAGAUCUCAAGGGAAGAAAUUUCAAGUCUCUGUGGAACAAGAAGCCACUAGAUUACUGGGUAAUUUGGGAUGGGCUUUGAUGCAGCAGAACAACUACAUUGAAGCCGAAGACGCAUACAGGCGGGCACUAACAAUAGCACCAGACAAUAACAAAAUGUGCAAUCUCGGAAUCUGCUUAAUGAAGCAAGGAAGAAUCACGGAGGCUAAGGAGAAUCUCCGGCGAGUCAAGCCAGCUGUGGCUGAUGGGCCAAGAGGAACAGAUUCUCAUCUCAAAGCCUAUGAAAGAGCACAGCAAAUGCUCAAGGACUUGGAGUCUGAGAUGAUGAACAAGGGUCUGGACCGGGUUGAGCAGAGCCGGCUUUUCGAUGCCUUCCUUGGGUCCUCAUCGAUUUGGCAGCCUCAGCCUUGCAGAGACAAUCAUCACACCACAUUGCCUCCAAUGGAAUCUGCCAAAAUCGACGAGUUUGCUGAUGAAAACAUCAAUUCCUUGCUGCUAACUCAGCCCAGACCAACCAAAGUACUGCCUCCUCUUGGAAACAACAACAACAACAACAGCAGCGCACUGAACUCAUUGAAUUGUGCUGCACAGCCUUUUUACUCAAAGCUCAUUCCUGGCUCAAUCGGGAAUAGUACUGAAUCUCAAUGUGCUGAGACCCUUAAGAGGACUAGGUCUGGGAACGCUGCCAAUAUGAGAGUGACUGAUGCAAUUGAGAUCCCAACAAAGCGUACUGCGGAUCUGGGUGUACCAGAAAACAAGACCCGAAGAAGGCUGUCACUUGAAGAUAAUAAUGAAGAGAACAAGUUGGCUCAGCUGUUGCCUGAUAACAAGGACUUUGAAGACGCCAUCAUUGCUGCCGUGAUUGACCCAACAAAUGAAGCAGGGAAGGCAAUUGGCAAUGUCAGCAAUACUGGGAUGUUUCCAAAGAAGAUUGAGAAGAGGCUCAGGGUAUUCCAAGACAUUACUCUCUCUUUAAGUCCACGGGCAAGGGCCUAAGUAAUUUAAGCUGCAUUAGUCUCUUAUAAUCUAAAUUAAGUAUGUGCUACAUAACUAAUCUAAGUUCAGG